Verruconis gallopava is the source of this 4760-nucleotide messenger RNA. RefSeq lists its product as uncharacterized. Gene Ontology annotation, cellular component: cell periphery; cell septum. NCBI's taxonomy places the organism in Eukaryota, Fungi, Ascomycota, Dothideomycetes, Venturiales, Sympoventuriaceae. The record is from RefSeq and is a predicted model, not a curated record. Gene Ontology annotation, molecular function: chitin synthase activity. The transcript has 4 exons. Bases 596 to 4210 code for a protein of 1204 amino acids.
CUCUCACCUCGUCCUUGUUUCCCUGCUGCUGGCUCUGCUGCUUUGCUUGCCCAAACCCAACACUCGUUCAGCCGCGCUCGUUUCCUGCUGGCCUCGCCUCGUCUCGUUCCCACGAGCCAGAGCCUUGUGGUGAUACGACGUUCGUUGCUCCGCUCUCCUGUGCACACAGACACAAACACUCCCACUCCCACGCACAACACACUGACCCUCGCUGCGGAGCCUCUCUCGCUGGCCACUUCGCACCGUCCUCGUCCUGCACCUCGCAGUCACCCGAGGCCGUGUCUGUUGACCAUCAUCAGUUUCCAUUCGCUGCCUGCCACCACCGCCUCUGCUGAGCGACGCUUGCUGCCCUUCAUCACCGUCUCCGAGCCGCUUUUCGCGCGCCUGGACGUUCCGGUCGCUCCCUUCCGUGACCAAGACCGUGUUUAGACGUGAAAGAGACGUACUUGGCAAUCGACGCUUUGGAUGUUGCGGAUCUGAGAAACAGGAGGAAGAUCGGGCCAAGAGGGAAGCUAGAAGGACACUUCAGCAGGAUACCGCCCAACGAGCUGGGUUGGCAGGAACCAACCUUCCAGAAACCCUUAUUUAGUUCAUAAUGUCGUCACACAAUUCGCCGCGUCGGGGCGGCAACAACACAGAGGGCAGAACGCCUACACGCCGCAACAACGAUAUCGAGAGCUCGCCCCGUCCUCCCGUGUUCGCGAGCCCAACAGCAGCGCCCGGCUCGGGGAACCGACCUCGCCAAAGCGGCUAUAAUUCCUACGCUCAUGCUGCUCCCCAGCAUCGACCAUCUGAUGAUCGCUCGCCGAUGAUAGGGUCUUCACAGACUCCGAGCGAACGGCCCCAUGGCGGCGACGUGUCGCGCAAGAAGAGUCUGAUCAAGCCUGAGCGUCGGCGCAACGACUCGGACGACCCCAACUACCAUUACCGCAAACACGCCCAGCGCAUGGCGGUACAGCCCUCAACCACAGGCCAUGAUCCUAUCAUGGAAGACCACGAAGAGUCUGCGGAUGCGAACAGCCCGUUCGCCGAUCAGGGGAAUCGGCUCACACGGUCGUCAACGUCGCAGAGCCCUCCCAUGAAGGAGAAGUUCCACGAUGUCCCACUCGACAAGAAGGAGGGGGGAAAGCUGCGCAGAAGCCACACGCAGAAGGAGCUGAAACGGCGUCAGGAGCGCGAGAUGCGGGCGCGCGAUGCGGCGUCGGUGAGGCCGCCGAGCUUGUGGAACGUGUAUUGCGCCAUUGUGACGUUCUGGUGCCCCGAUGCCGUUCUGCGCUGCUUCGGAAAGCCGCAGAAGGCGCAGCAGCGGGCGUGGCGGGAGAAAAUGGGCCUCAUCAGCAUCAUUCUCCUUAUCUGCACGUUCGUUGGCUACAUCACCUUUGGCUUCACGCAAACCGUGUGUCCGCCGGGCCAGUCGAAUCGGAUUCGCGUCAACGAAGUGGACAAGGGUUUCAUGAUCUUCCACGGCAACGCAAUCGAUCUGUCGCACUCGCACCAUCCGCUCGCCCGCGGCAUCCCCGACGGUGCCAACGUCUGCUUCGAUAUCCCGAACGACAGUGGACAGUUGGGAUGGGGAGGAUAUGACGGCAGCUUCUUGUUCCAGAAUGUCAAUGGCGCGUGCAAGGGUUUGAUCACCAAGAAGGCCGCGGAUCUACCUAGCGACGGCGAGGACGUGGCUUGGUACUUCCCCUGCAGACCCUUCAAGCAGGACGGCUCUAGCAAGCCGAACGACACCCAGCCUGUGUAUGAGGGAUACGCGUGCCACACCUCUAUGGAUGCUCGCAAAACUUUCUACGACCUGCACAUCUUUGGCAACGUCUACUUCACAUGGGAUGACGUUCGCAAUUCCAGUCGUGAGUUGAUGGUGUACGGUAGCGACGUGCUUGAUCUUUCGCUCAUCGACUUCAUAAAUACAACCGCGGUGAACGUGCCCGAGAAGUUCAACGAGAUCCGGCACAACACCGCUUUGCUUGGCUUGGACGUGACACGCUCCUUUUCGUCGGCCUCGGACAAGCAGGUUGCCAAGUGUCUCUCGCAGAUCAUCAAGGUUGGCUCCGUUGACACCACAUCCGUAGGCUGCAUCGCCUCCAAGGUCGUGCUCUACGUCUCCCUCACCUUCAUUCUGUCCAUCGUGCUGGCUAAAUUCUUCCUCGCAUUGGCUUUCCAAUGGGUCCUUUCUCGCAAGUUUGCUGCCGACAAAGGCGUUCGGAGCUCCAAGGAACGACAGCAGCAAAUUGAGGAAUGGUCGGAUGACAUUUACAGACCGCCACCGAAGUUGACGGAUCCCGUAGCCAGCUAUGCUGACCGCUCUAGCAAGAGAGGUAGCAUGCUGUUCCCAACUACGUCGAGAUUCACGAGUCCUUAUGCCAUCGAUCGUGCCACGGGUCGCCCGGGUUACACGACGAUGGCCAGCCAGAGCUCCACCUCCAAGCUUCUCGCAGUGGGUGGCGGCAUGUACAAGCAAGGAAAUCAGAGCCAGGGAACGCUUCCGACAGGCGACGCACGCUCGAGCGUCGUGCUAGACAGUGAAGGGCCGGGUCCCGCGGGGUUCAUACACGAAGCCGUCGUUCCACAACCCCCUCCAGAAUGGCAACCCUUUGGCUAUCCGCUGGCCCAUGUCAUCUGCCUGGUCACUGCCUAUUCCGAAGGUCACGAUGGCUUACGCACGACACUUGAUUCGAUCGCGACUACGGACUAUCCGAACAGCCACAAGCUCAUUCUCGUCGUGGCCGACGGUGUGAUCAAAGGCAAAGGUGAAACAGAGUCCACGCCGGACAUUUGCCUGAGCAUGAUGAAGGACCACGCGACGUUACCCCAGGAUGUGCAACCGUUCUCCUACGUUGCUGUCGCUAGUGGUGCCAAGCGCCACAACAUGGCCAAGGUGUAUGCGGGCUUCUACGACUAUGGAUCUGACUCUGCCGUCCCGCUCGAACGCCAGGAACGAGUGCCCAUGCUGCUUGUCGUCAAGUGCGGCACCCCAGACGAGGCAAGCAAGAGCAAGCCGGGCAACCGUGGCAAGCGAGACUCGCAGAUCAUCCUCAUGUCCUUCCUGCAGAAGGUCAUGUUCGACGAGCGCAUGACGGAGCUGGAGUUUGAGAUGUUCAACGGAAUCUGGAAGGUCACGGGCAUCUCGCCGGACUUUUACGAGAUGGUGCUCAUGGUCGACGCCGACACCAAGGUCUUCCCGGACAGCUUGACACACAUGGUGUCGGCCAUGGUGAAGGACCCUGAGAUCAUGGGCUUGUGUGGCGAGACGAAGAUUGCGAAUAAGCGUGAAAGUUGGGUCACCAUGAUCCAAGUCUUCGAAUACUUCAUCUCACAUCACUUGUCAAAGUCGUUCGAGUCCGUCUUCGGUGGUGUCACCUGUCUUCCCGGCUGCUUCUGCAUGUACCGUAUCAAGGCGCCCAAGGGCGGACAGAACUACUGGGUGCCGAUUCUGGCCAAUCCGGAUGUGGUCGAGCACUAUUCAGAAAACGUGGUUGACACGCUGCACAAGAAGAACUUACUGCUGUUGGGAGAAGAUCGGUACCUGUCGACCCUGAUGCUCAAGACGUUCCCCAAGCGCAAGCAGGUCUUUGUGCCUCAAGCUGUGUGCAAGACGACCGUUCCGGACAAGUUCAAGGUCUUGCUUUCUCAGCGACGAAGAUGGAUCAACAGUACGGUGCACAAUCUCAUGGAGCUGGUCCUGGUGCGCGACCUGUGCGGCACCUUCUGCUUCAGCAUGCAGUUUGUCGUCUUCGUCGAGCUCCUGGGCACGCUCGUCCUACCGGCUGCCAUCUCGUUCACCAUCUACCUCGUCGCCAUCAGUAUUAGGGCCGCUGUCGAGCACACCGAAGCGCCUGUCAUCCCUCUCAUUCUGCUCGCUCUCAUUCUCGGUCUGCCGGCUGUUCUCAUCGUGCUGACGGCACACCGUUGGUCGUACGUCGCCUGGAUGUUCGUCUACCUGCUUUCCCUGCCGAUUUGGAACUUUGUUCUGCCCACGUACGCGUAUUGGAAGUUCGACGACUUCAGCUGGGGUGACACGCGCAAGACGGCGGGUGAAAAGGUCAAGAAGGCCGGCUACGAAUACGAGGGCGAGUUUGACAGCAGUAAGAUCACGAUGAAGCGCUGGGGCGACUUUGAACAGGAGCGAAGAUUGAAAGGCGCAACCUCGACGGUCAACAGCUGGCCGACGCAGCAGCCCGGCUACGAACCGUAUCACGACAUGUAAACCUGACUACGGACUUUGCAUUGUGAGGAUCACAGCGGAGAAAGCUUUCGGGUGCCUCGCUUGUACGCUAUUGAUACAUGGACCAGCAUUCACGGGUGGGCAUUUUCUCGGCGCCAAGUGCAUAUUUGAGUUUCUGAAUUGCGUUGUAAUUUUUUUUUAUAUUCUUCUGUUUUCUGGUUACUGGGGGGGUGUGGAGGGAUUGAGAGACUCGGGCUUGCCGGGCGGCUUGGGCGUGCUCACUUGCGGUGCGCGAAUCGACGCUCUUUCCGGCUGAGGGGAACUGUACUUAAUUGGCGGAGGCCUGCAGAAGGCGAUCGAUCCGUUCGCUUCGCCCAUAUCUACAGGUCGACAGAUCGACAAUCGCUGUCGUACGUUGUGCGUGAGCGUGAGCGUGAGAAGAGAGUGAGGGCGCGCGUGCAUGUGCGUAGUUGUACAGAGAUAAGGAAUAAAAAAUGCGUCAACCGGCGGUACUUUCUAUGCGACCGACAACGAAACAGAAGGGCUGAUUUACAGGACGUGGCGCGUGGUCCGCUGUGUCGCACGGUAGGCA